Molecule: messenger RNA, 641 nt
Organism: Exaiptasia diaphana
Lineage: Eukaryota; Metazoa; Cnidaria; Anthozoa; Actiniaria; Aiptasiidae
Product: meiosis expressed gene 1 protein homolog
Exons: 4
Coding region: 134-406 (90 amino acids)
Cellular component (GO): nucleus
Source: RefSeq, a predicted model, not a curated record
UCCCGUGGAUGUGUAUUUGAGUCGCAUAGCGUUUGAACGAAAACAGUUGGAAUCCACACUUCAUUGAAACUGUGUUUUCUUCGUUAGAGCUCGUUUUUUACCGAAAUACUACGUAAUUUUUGAUAUUCUUGUGAUGGCAGCAACACUUGCAGCACCAGCUAAGCCAAAGUCCGUAUCACGGCCUAAACAUUGGAGUGUAGAAGUUGAAGAGGCGUAUAGAUUUCAAAUAGCUGGAUAUCGAGAUGCUGUAGAGUAUGGAGAUAUCAAUAAAACUGCAGUGGAGCGAUGGCCUCAUAACAAUUAUGUUAAAAAGCUUCAAAGAAAAGAUGGCUACUUUGUGUAUUUCAACAAAACUAGAGAAUGUGCCGAUAAGGAUGUGAAUAAAUGCAAGAUGUAUGGAUAUUGAUUGACUGCAUAAACAAAUUCAUAGGAUAUUUGAUAAGAAGAUCUUUAUUCGUGUAUUAAUAAUCUCUAUUGUACAAACAAGGUUUAAAAAUAGCAAUAUUUAUGUUAAUAUGGCUCUAAUGACUGAUUACUUGCUUGUAAAUUUAAACUCUUCUCAAUGACAUGUAUAUUUUGUAGAUACUUUUAAGUAUUAAAAUCAUUCAUAGAUUGAUAAUAAAACUGCAUUUAGAUUUUAC